AUGGUAGCACGGGUCGUUGGCUUGCUACCUGAAAAAUACGUUUUGAAUAUUUAUGAGUUUAAUCCGGUUGUCCUAGAUCUUAAAACUUUCAUUGAAUUUCGUGGCGUUGUGUUGAUGCGAAAACUGAAAGAGUUUCAGAAGAAGACACGUGUCAGCAAAGCGUUCUUUUGGAAAGCGAAUAUCAAAAGAAACGAAGUUGUUGGAAAUGCUGUGAGGAAAACCAAUACUGCGUUGCACUUCAGAGUUUAUGAUUGUAAAGUGGUAAUGAGCAAAGAUCAGAUGCUGGCUCUGCUUCCUGUAGAAUGCUGUUACCGCCGUUUACAAUUAACUCAGCAGAAAUUUUUGACCGAGAAACUGGAGAAUCUGGAAAGCUUCAAAGAAGCUACGGUUCUUAACGGUCGUAGGUGUCCGCAUUGUCAGGAAUACUGCCAGCGGUUAGAUGGAUGUGAUCAUAUGACAUGCGCAUGCGGUAAAAAAUUUCGAUUUAGGUGCUACCAGAAUUAUGGCAGUUCUUUCUUACAUUACAAAUGCAAAAUACUGAAAUUGGAAAUUAUUCCGACACAACUUGACUUCAUUAAGCCUGUUCGUGUGAUCGCAAAAUCUGUUUGGAGCAUUCGUGAAUAA
Molecule: messenger RNA, 624 nt
Organism: Enterobius vermicularis (human pinworm)
Lineage: Eukaryota; Metazoa; Nematoda; Chromadorea; Rhabditida; Oxyuridae
Source: the annotation of a GenBank genome assembly